Molecule: messenger RNA, 9552 nt
Organism: Rhinolophus ferrumequinum (greater horseshoe bat)
Lineage: Eukaryota; Metazoa; Chordata; Mammalia; Chiroptera; Rhinolophidae
Gene: STXBP5L
Product: syntaxin binding protein 5L
Exons: 30
Coding region: 220-3918 (1232 amino acids)
Biological process (GO): regulation of protein secretion; regulation of exocytosis
Cellular component (GO): SNARE complex; plasma membrane; cytoplasm
Molecular function (GO): GTPase activator activity; myosin II binding; syntaxin binding
Source: RefSeq, a predicted model, not a curated record
GAGAGCGCCGGGCGCUGCGACCGGAGGGACUGGAGAAGCCGCCGGAGCCGCGCCGGACCGACGCCUGCGAGCCCGCCUCCCUCUGCACCCUGAGCUUCCCGGGCUGGCAGGCGGAUAGUGGCAGCUGAGGAAGGUGCCUAAGUCGGGAAUCAUAGUCAUCCCACUGGGACGCCGACGCCGCCGUCUAGCCGCGGAUCCCUCACACCUGUGUCCUUUAAAAUGAAGAAGUUUAAUUUCCGAAAAGUUUUGGAUGGUUUAACUGCCUCCUCCCCUGGCAGUGGUAGCAGCAGUGGCAGUAACAGUGGUGGUGGAAGUGGUUCCGUGCAUCCAGGAGGGACUGCAGGGGUCCUCAGAGAAGAGAUUCAGGAAACCCUGACUUCAGAGUAUUUUCAUAUUUGCAAGACAGUUCGGCAUGGUUUUCCUUAUCAACCCACAGCAUUAGCCUUUGAUCCAGUUCAGAAAACCUUGGCUAUUGGGACAAGAACAGGUGCUAUACGAAUACUUGGAAGACCUGGCGUUGAUUGUUAUUGCCAACACGAAAGUGGUGCAGCUGUCCUGCAGCUCCAGUUCUUGAUCAAUGAGGGUGCUUUGGUCAGUGCAAGUUCAGAUGAUACACUUCAUUUGUGGAACCUUAGACAAAAAAGGCCAGCUAUUCUUCAUUCUCUUAAAUUUAACAGAGAACGAAUUACUUACUGUCAUCUACCUUUCCAGAGUAAAUGGCUCUAUGUUGGAACAGAAAGAGGAAAUACACAUAUUGUAAAUAUUGAAUCUUUCAUUCUUUCUGGAUACGUUAUCAUGUGGAACAAGGCAAUUGAACUAUCCACAAAGACUCAUCCAGGUCCAGUUGUACAUUUAAGUGAUAGCCCAAGAGAUGAAGGGAAACUGCUAAUAGGUUAUGAAAAUGGUACUGUAGUAUUCUGGGACUUGAAAUCUAAAAGAGCAGAACUGAGAGUUUAUUAUGAUGAGGCUAUUCAUUCAAUUGAUUGGCAUCAUGAGGGCAAACAGUUCAUGUGCAGCCAUUCAGAUGGUAGCUUGACUUUAUGGAACUUGAAAAGCCCAAGUCGUCCUUUCCAGACCACAAUUCCACAUGGUAAAAGUCAAAAAGAAGGAAGAAAAUCUGAAUCUUGUAAACCAAUUCUUAAAGUAGAAUACAAGACCUGUAGAAACAGUGAACCAUUCAUAAUAUUUUCUGGUGGACUGUCCUAUGACAAAGCUUGCAGAAGACCAAGUUUAACCAUUAUGCAUGGAAAAGCAAUUACAGUACUUGAAAUGGAUCAUCCUAUUGUUGAAUUUCUAACUUUAUGUGAAACACCCUAUCCGAAUGAAUUUCAAGAACCCUAUGCAGUCGUAGUACUUCUGGAGAAAGAUCUCAUUGUAGUUGAUCUGACACAAAGCAAUUUUCCAAUCUUUGAAAAUCCGUAUCCCAUGGACAUUCAUGAAUCACCAGUUACAUGCACAGCCUACUUUGCUGACUGCCCACCAGAUUUGAUUCUAGUACUCUACUCUAUAGGAGUCAAGCAUAAAAAACAAGGAUACAGUAAUAAGGAGUGGCCAAUCACUGGAGGAGCUUGGAACCUUGGAACACAAACAUACCCAGAAAUUAUUAUUACUGGUCAUGCAGAUGGAUCAAUAAAAUUUUGGGAUGCUUCUGCAAUAACUCUGCAGAUGCUGUACAAGCUAAAAACCUCAAAAGUGUUUGAAAAACAGAAGGUAGGAGAAGGAAAACAAACAUGUGAAAUUGUAGAGGAAGAUCCAUAUGCCAUUCAGAUGAUUUACUGGUGUCCAGAGAGCAGAAUAUUCUGUGUUUCAGGAGUCUCUGCAUAUGUCAUAAUUUAUAAAUUCAGCAGACAUGAAAUUACAGCAGAAAUAGUGUCAUUAGAGGUACGACUUCAGUAUGAUGUUGAAGAUAUUAUUACCCCGGAACCAGAAACAAGUCCUCCAUUUCCAGACCUCUCAUCCCAGCUUCCCUCCUCAAGGAGUCUUUCUGGGAGCACUAACACUGUGGCUAGUGAAGGAGUAGCAAAGGACAGUAUCCCAUGCCUCAAUGUUAAGACACGACCAGUGCGGAUGCCUCCGGGGUAUCAAGCAGAACUUGUUAUUCAGUUGGUGUGGGUGGAUGGUGAACCUCCCCAACAGAUUACUAGUCUUGCUGUAAGCUCAGCAUAUGGAAUAGUUGCAUUUGGGAACUGCAAUGGGUUGGCUGUGGUGGAUUUUAUACAGAAGACAGUACUGUUAAGCAUGGGGACUAUUGACCUAUAUAGAUCGAGUGACCUAUAUCAGCGACAACCACGGUCUCCUCGAAAAAACAAGCAGUUCAUUGCAGACAACUUUUGCAUGCGUGGCCUGUCUAACUUUUAUCCUGAUUUAACGAAACGGAUCCGUACUUCCUAUCAGAGUUUAACUGAGCUGAAUGACAGUCCAGUUCCCCUGGAACUUGAGCGCUGCAAGUCUCCUACUUCAGGACUUGCUACCAGAAUUCCCGAGGCAGCAGCAGGCUUUUGUAGGAAUGAAAUUCCAGCUGUGAGACAGAGGAAUCAAGUGCAUCACUUGCCAGUUAAAGGAUCAAGAAAGUUAAGUCUGCCAACAGAUCUUAAGGCUGAUCUUGAUCAUGUAAAUGGACACUGCACAAGUCCAACUUCUCAGAGCUGCAGUUCUGGAAAACGUCUUUCUAGUGCUGAUGUUUCAAAAGUAAACCGCUGGGGUCCUGGAAGACCACCAUUUCGAAAAGCACAGUCUGCUGCUUGCAUGGAGAUUUCUUUACCAGUUACAACAGAAGAAAGCCGAGAAAAUUCGUAUAGUCGUUCUAGGAGCUCCAGCAUCUCUAGUAUUGACAAAGAUUCUAAAGAAGCAAUUACAGCGCUAUACUUCAUGGAGUCCUUUGCUCGGAAAAAUGACUCGACUGUCUCCCCUUGCUUGUUUGUUGGAACUAGUCUGGGAAUGGUGUUAAUCAUCCCCCUGAACCUACCGUCAGCAGGUGAACAAAGAUUCACAGAACCAGUCAUGGUAUUGCCAAGUGGUACAUUCCUCUCAUUGAAAGGAGCUGUGCUAACAUUCUCCUGUAUGGAUCGAACUGGUGGAUUAAUGCAACCGCCAUAUGAAGUGUGGAAGGAUCCAAACAACAUAGAUGAAAAUGAAAAAUCUUGGAGAAGAAAACUGGUCAUGAACUUCCCCUCUCCAUCCCAAGAAAUAGGAGAUCAUCAAUAUACAAUAAUCUGCUCAGAAAAACAAGCCAAAGUCUUCUCACUGCCUUCUCAGACUUGCCUUUAUGUUCAUAACAUCACCGAGACAUCUUUUAUACUGCGAGCAGAUGUGGUGGUCAUGUGUAACAGUGCCUGCUUGGCGUGCUUUUGUGCCAACGGGCAUAUCAUGAUAAUGAGCCUACCUAGUCUUCGCCCAAUGUUGGAUGUUAAUUAUUUGCCACUGACAGACAUGAGGAUAGCACGGACAUUUUGUUUUACCAAUGAAGGACAGGCAUUAUACCUCGUGUCUCCUACUGAAAUCCAGCGGUUAACAUACAGCCAAGAGAUGUGUGAUAACCUACAGGACAUGUUGGGAGAUUUGUUUACUCCCAUAGAGACUCCAGAAGCUCAAAACAGAGGGUUUCUAAAGGGACUGUUUGGCGGAAGUGGACAAACAUUUGACAGAGAAGAACUCUUUGGGGAAGCUUCUGCAGGAAAAGCAUCCCGCAGCCUUGCACAACACAUCCCUGGGCCAGGUGGUAUAGAAGGGAUGAAGGGCGCUGCAGGAGGGGUGAUGGGAGAGCUCACUCGGGCACGGAUCGCACUUGACGAGAGAGGACAGAGGUUAGGAGAGCUGGAAGAGAAAACUGCAGGCAUGAUGACCAGUGCAGAAGCGUUUUCCAAACAUGCACAUGAGUUAAUGCUGAAAUAUAAGGAUAAGAAAUGGUACCAAUUCUAAACCUCUAAAGAAGCUGUGACUGCUUUGAGAAACCAUUAUUCAGGGAAACCAAAUUUAUUCCCAGCAUCACUAUUCAACUGCUAGAAGCCAGUUUCUUCUACAAAAAAUGUUCCAUUACAGUCCAUCUGCAGUGAUCAUAAGAGAGACUUAUCAGAGACACUGUACAACCGAAAGGCUGGAACCCCGGUUAAAAUCCCAAGGUAUGGCUGAAUUUGCCUUUUCCCACGUGGAAUGGAGCUACCAUCUUGGCAUGUCAUUUGCUAAGGAAUUUACAUUUAGGAACUACGAGGAGUCCUCCUGAUGUGAAAAAAUCCUGUACAAACAAAAGCAUUAAUGCACUUAAUGAAAAAAACAAUCUUUGCAUGAUAAAUUAACAUCUUAAGAGGAAAAGAAACAAAAGCAUGUUGUGACAGAAGAAAAAAAGAUUAAUGGUAAACUAUUUUCAUAAAUUGGGCCACACCUGACAAUUCAAAAAAUCUGCAUUAGAAGUUAUCAGUGCAUUUCAAGUACAUUUCCAUACCCAACUGAAAAGGAAAAGAAAACAAAACCAAAGUUUUUGGCUCAUCUCUAACUUUCAUUAUACUAAAACAUUAUUGAAUUCUUAUGGCAAGAGUCUGACUAAUAUUCCUCUCCAUUAUAUUUUAGAUCAUUCACAGUUCUCAGUCAUAAUCAAGUAUUGCCAGUAUAAUAAAUUAUUCCUAACACAAUUUUUUCCAUUUCUAUCACCGUCAGAACAAGUUGCUAUUUUUAGUCACAAACCUUGCAGGGUGGGUCACCUCAAAGCAUUUUUUCAGCCUGGUUUGUUCUCUGCAGGGGAGUUAACGAUAGGUUCGGGGAAACUAGACUAUAGAACAACGCAGUUAGCUUUGAGAACUGAUUUCACACACGCUGGUUUCAGUUUCUGAAGUGAUAUAUUUUUAAUGCUCCAUUCGUAUCCUUGUCUGCCAAUUACACAGUAUAUUACUGUUCAAACCCAGUGGGGUCUUCAAUCCAAAGGUGCUCUUGCAGCCUGACACGCACAGACCAAACUGGUCAUUCUCUUUAACCGCGAUUCAGUAAAACCUCAGUAAAUGUUUCGAGAAAGGGAUUCUGAUUUAUUACAUUUCUGAUUAACAAGGGCUUUUGUUAGAAAUACUUUUGGUUCUGUACUUACUCUUGAAAACCUUUAUAAAAUAUAGUGGUGUUUUUGCUGUCUUGGCCUCAGUCACCAUUAUGGACAAUAGAAAUACAGAGAUUUUAAUGAUACACAAUCAAUAAUUUUGUCACUCAGGCUAAAUAAUAUAAACCAUAGGAUUAUGUCAAUAGGUACCAAACACCUAUUCCUUACUAAAAACUCUUUUAAAAUGAAAUAAAGAAUAUCCUUAACAUGAUCAUGCUAAAAAGGUAUCUAUCAGAGGACUGUUAAAGGCAAAACAAAACAAAGACACCUGCUAUCAUUAUUUAACAUGAAUCUAGAAGUCAAAAGUCAUACAAAUGAAUAUAUGCAGAUUCCAGGACCGCUCCUGUAAUAUGUUGUUCCUUCAAAAAUAAUAUAUUUUUUUAAAUUAAUGGAUUUGGCUUAUUGAAUUUUGAUUAAUCAACAUCUUACUAGAUCUACAUUUGUGUUUUUUUAAGAAAUCACCAUUUUCCUGAAGUUCAAGUUAUUUUAAUAGCAAAGAUAGUAUUUCUUGGGUUUUUUUAGAUUUUUUUUAAGUGAAUUUGAUUGAAGUGGUACUUUCUUUAAAUGUUUUUAGUAAUUUUGAGAAGAGCAAAGAUGAUUGAAAGAGUCAGUAAAUGUAUACCAGGAUAGCAUUGCUCAGAGUCCUUGAAUUCUCCUUAUUUCUCAUAAAAGUCUCUCCACAAAUCUCUCCAGACUCCUGUGAACAGCCUUAAAGAACAGAACCUGACUUGGAAAUGCAAACAUGAUACCUAAAAUUAUAUAGUAAAUAUAGUAAAGAAACUUGAGACCAGGAUUUGGAAAGCCUUGGUGGUCAAAUUGCAGUGCACUAUUUAUUUGUACCAUCAAUUUCAAGGACCCAGUUUUCUGAUUUUUCUGAACAGAUACUUUGUCAUUUCUAUAUUUAAAAAAAAAAAACCUAAAAUAUUAGUUUAUUUUAGCAACAAUAAAAUUGAGUCCAAAGUGGCUUUAAGUUCAAGAAAUAUCUCUGAAGUCCCUAAUAAGAUUUGAUUUAAUUUGUCCUACAUCAGGGUUUGUCAACAGUGGCACUACUAACAGAACAUUCUAUGUUAUGGGGACUGUCCUUUGAGCACAGGAGGCAGCAACAUCCCUGGCCUCUGCCCCCCGGAGGCCAGUAGUAACCCCCAAGUAAUGACAAUCAAAACUGCCUCCAGCCAUUGCCAAAAUUGCUCCCGAUUGAGAGCCACUGCUCUACAUCAUUUAAGGACAGAUUGAGUGUGAAUAUGUAAUAUAAGUCUUAUGUGAAAUUAAGCAUAAUAAUUGCACAGUGUCAUAACAAGAUAAAUGAUUAUUCCCAAAAUUACAUGUACGCUUCAUAUGCAAUACAAUACUGUUUUGGAGAAAGCUUAUAUGGAUCAGUAAAAAUUAACACAGACUAUUUUAAAGCAUACAGAGAAAAUACCAAAAAGGACACUAUAGCAUUUCACAGUAGGAGUGCUUAAAACUCUAGCGAAUAGAUCAAAGGUUUAUAAUUAGCACAGCAAUUGGAAGUAAACAGGUGCUUCUGAAAUGCUUGAAAAGAAUAGGUUCUUUUUAAAUGUGUCUUUCAAUAUUGUUUUUAUAAACCCUUUCUUAAUGUAAGGAUAACUUUAUCCCACAAACUCCUGAUUAGUGGAAUACAAAUUAAUGAGGUUUUACUGUAUCAAAAUUAUUUUUAUAAUCCGAAGAGAUAGCAAUAACAAGAAUGUAAUGUGCAUGUGACUUUUCUCUUUGAACAGUUUUGUUCUGUUGCACUCACCUUAGCGCGCGCGCGCACACACACACACACACACAUACACACCACAACCACCAUCUUAUCAUCAUCUGUGGCAAAUGAGUACUAUUAGUCCAUGUAAUUCUUUUCAUCUCUCCUCUGUACUAUUUAAGUACCUUGCCUCUAAGAAUAUAAGAAAAAUACUCCCAGUUACUUGGACAAUGAUAGAGAAAAUGACUGAGCCUUAGUUGUCAUUAAAAUUACAUUAUACCUGCUAAGGUGGCAUCAGAAGGCUUGAAAACCAGUCUCUACAAGUUGACUUUAUCUCUCUAGGACUCCCUCAAGAGCUAACCCCUUCUUAAUGUCCCAGGAGAAAAUGGGCCUUUGCAUUCUAUUCAUCAAUGAGAAGGUAGAAGUGUUUGUUUUUCUGGUUCUAGUAAUAAGCAAUAAUCCCUAUCAUGAAAUCAUCCAUUAACCUCAGCAUUUGGAAGGAAGGAUGAGUGAUUUAUCAUUUAUUUUAAUCCCCUACAAAAGCAGUAGUACUGAUUUUGCUUCCUUCACUUCACUGAGACCCAGACUUAGAGCCCCAGUCAUCAUUAGGGUUGUUGUCUGACUAUCAAUUUCGGAAGGACAGUGACAACUCAGUGAGAUGCUUUCUGAGAAUUCAGUCAUAAAGACAAUUUUUCAAACCUUUUAUAUAGCCUUUGAAUGAUUCUCAAGUUAAUAAAUCAGAAUCCAGGUCUCUAUUCUUCAAAGAUCCUAAGGGAUUGCAAAGGAACAAGUUUACUAUUGGAGUCCUUUUAUGUGACCCAUGUGUCCAGUUUUAAAGGUACCAUUUGUCUGCUAUCUGCGUUAAGGGAGGACCAUGGCUUUGAAAAAGAGAAAAAAAACAAUAUGCCCUAGGUUGACUGAAUAUUAAGAUUAGCUCUUUGAGCUAUAUGGUGGUAAAAUGUUUGGCAAAAGGGAAAAUGAAGAGGGUCUAGAAAAGUAAACUAAAAAUCCUCUCCUUGGUUUAGGAUCAUUGCGACAACCCGGGAGUAAAUCUCUGUGAUUACAGCCUGCUCCUGUGGGAAGACAUUAUAACUUGACCACUUUUGCUGAGAGAAAGCAAUGCCAAAAGCAGUCAGACAUUCCUGUCAGGGCUUGCUCUUCGCCUCAGGAGAAACACGGUAGCCUGCACAGCUUCUUCACUUCUGUCCAUUGUAGUCCCAAACUCGUUUUGACUAGGUACUAUUUCACAUACACACUGGCAAGUGGGCCAUACAUACUUGCCGGUAAGUCAUGCAUUUGGAUUGUAUCAUUGCAGGGAGCAUGGUUGUCAUGCAGCAGGUUUAGUGUAUAUAUUUGCAGACAAUAUAGCCCUGAGAGGAUGAAAUGCAGAAUAGAUAAGUUCUGAGUUGGGAAAGGAAGAGGAAGUGCCAAUUUGAGGCAAGAGCUUUGGGGUGGGAGGGACACAGGAGCCAGAGGAAAGAGGAAGAGGCUUUGAUGAGGAACCAGAGGUGCAGAAGUUUGCCUUUGUAUCAGGUUCGUGCAAAACUAAUUGCGGUUAAAAAAAUUGCAAAAACCUCAAUUACUUUUGCACCAACCUAAUAAAUUUAUGUAGGGAAGUGAUUCUCAACCUUGGUUGUUUAUAAGAAUCACCUAAGGAGCUUUUAAAAUUCCUAAUUAAAAUCUCUCGGAGUGGGAACCAAACAUCAGUAUUUUUGAAUGCCCCAAGGUAGUUCGAUGUCCAGCCAAGCAUGAUAAGCACUGCUUUAUGGCCAACUAAGGAAGACACGUUUAUCUACCUUGGCUUGUGUCCAAGCCCCGCUUCUGAGGGGUCAGGGAAGGCAAAGAUGGAGGAGAUACAGUGUUGGCUGGAUGAUAUUUAUUCUGUGUCACAACCAAAACAAAUGUUCUGUGUAAAUUGAUGUCCAAACAGUGCCCAUUACCCCUCAGUAACUCUGUCUUUGUGAUUUUCUCCUAUGAGACUUGGCCAUUAAUUAUUCCAAGUCAAACAUCUAUGUUUUAAUUAUCUACUACAUGUGGCAUUACAAAACACCAGAACUAUAAGAACUUCAACAGCAUGUAAAACUAAGUGGAAAACUAAUUCUCAAUAGCUGGAUAGUGGAAAUACUCAAAACAAUCAUUUACUAAAUCAGGUCCAAAUGUAUUAUUCAUUAUUCGUUCGGAGGAGACAUGGGUACCAGGUACCUGUUCUGGUAUAGGUAUAUUUUACUGGACUUGAGCUUAGCAAGAAGGGAGAACACCUCUUCCUUUUCGAUUGUUGUCUUAGCUCCCAGGGCCACUUGGAUUCAUUUUCUUAGUAACUACACAUGUUUAAGGGGAGAAGAAUGGCUGUAACUCACUAUCUGGCCUCCAGUGCCCGGAAAGAGUGUUCUCACUAUCAAAACAGGAGAGUCUGCCUAUCCAAGGCAACAAUACUCUAUGAGAAAACUCAGCGGGUUCUCUCUCGUACUGCUCCCCUCUAGUACUGGCCCACCCUUCUCAACUGCAAAGCCAGAAAAUAAAGUAGAUGGUGGUUAAGGACAAGUGUACACAGGAUCAAAAUCUCUAAUAACCUAUAAUUUUUAGUACUUAAUUAUGUGAUGUUUUAUUCUAGGAAAUAAGAAAUAUCAUUGAUGUAUCUUUCUUUCAUCUUCAGAAUUUUUGCAUCUUUUCAGAAAAUGACAAAUUACUAUUUUUCUGUUGCACUCAGCAAUUGUGACUAUACUUAAAAUUCUUGUAGUCUGUAGAGAUAUCAAUAAAAUUGUAUAUGUUUGUA